AUGCAAUUUAGAGUCUUGUUGGCGCUUGCCGCAACCCUGGGCGUUGCUCUUUCCGCCCCAGUCGACAGUCUGAAGCAGCGUGAUCUGGCAGUCAAGAGAGUGCAGGCUUCCCCGGCGGAAAACACAAUGUACUACGACGAAGACUUCGACGAAUCGGUUGUCAAACGCGAGGAAGCAUCUCCAGCAGAAAACACUAUGUACUACGACGAGGACUUUGACGAAACGGCGGUCUAG
Molecule: messenger RNA, 234 nt
Organism: Zasmidium cellare ATCC 36951
Lineage: Eukaryota; Fungi; Ascomycota; Dothideomycetes; Mycosphaerellales; Mycosphaerellaceae
Exons: 3
Coding region: 1-234 (77 amino acids)
Source: RefSeq, a predicted model, not a curated record